Molecule: messenger RNA, 1203 nt
Organism: Diabrotica balteata
Lineage: Eukaryota; Metazoa; Arthropoda; Insecta; Coleoptera; Chrysomelidae
Source: the annotation of a GenBank genome assembly
UUUUGUACCUAAACACCUAACCUAACUUUUUUUACAAAAUAAACAUUUAAUUUUAAAUAAUAUAAAUAUUUAUUAUUAUGGCAGAACAUGCUGCAAAUUUUACAUUUACCUAUCAGAAUACACCAAGUAUAUUAGAAGUUAUUGCUCAACAUUCCCUAAAUGAAACCUUGCAUCCAGCUCUACAAAGACUUGCUUUGGUGCUUUCGACAAAUAUUCCGCAAAAAUUUGGAUGGUUAAAUAAGUAUUUCGAAGAAACUUUUGUUGUGUUGAAUGGUUUAUUACAAUAUCAUUAUUUAGCUCAUUAUGAUGCAUCAUUUGCUGAAAACUUUUAUGGACUGAAAAGGGUAUCUUCCAAUGGUGAUGCCAUAACCAAAAGGCAUAGAGAAUUGUCUUUAAUAUUUUUAAUUGGUAUUCCUUAUUUUAAAAGGAAAAUAGAUGAAAAAGUAGCUAUUAUAAGGAUAGAAAAUGCUGAAGGCUCUAUACGAAAGGAUUUUGAAGGCACUGUGAAAAAACUAUUACUAUUUGCACAUUCCACAUUUGAAUUAUUGUACGGGCUACUUACAAUACAUAACUAUAUAAGAUAUAUGGCACAGAACACAGAAUAUCAGACACCAAUAUAUCAAUUAAUAGAAAGUAAAUUAGUAUACAAUAAAGAUAUUGAAGACUACUCAGGAUUUUGGACAUCACUAUUCAAAGGCAGUUUAAGUUUAUCACAGAUAAGUUUUGGGUUGAUACGAAAUGGAGUAUCCACAACAUUGGAAGUAGGUGCCUUUUUCUUGCAGUUUCUACAAAUGUGGAAUUCUCAAAAAAGCAAUUUUAAUGUAACAGAUUUACCAAGUGUUCCAGCACCUUCUCUUGAUAACAAAGCGAAACAGUAUGAAGGAAAGUGUCCUAUAUGCUUAAAAUCAUGGAUGAUUCCCACUGUACUUCAAGUUUCGGGGUAUAUCUUUUGCUUCCGCUGUAUACUAAGGCACCUGAACGAGCAUCAGACGUGUCCAAUAACAAAUCUUCCCGCCAAACCACUUGAUAUUGUCAGAUUAUACAUUAGUUCAUAGUAAUGCAAGAACUGGAAAUGUGUGUAUGGGCGUACACAUGACAAUGUGAUUCAUUUUUAGUUGUAUUUGUAAAUGUUGUUAAAGUAUCUCUUACGGUAAAGAGAAAUAUAUAUUGUGUAAGGUAUAAAAUAAAAGGUUUUAUAUUGUU